UGCUGCAGAAAUACCUUUUUUCGAUCAGUGGCAACCCAGGCCUCAGCCUUGUAAUAUGGCCGCUACAGGCAAGAAAUCAAAAAAAGCAAAAUGGGUCAAAGCCAACAUGGGUGUCAUCAUUGCGGAGCCGACGACCAUAAGCACCACAAACACUUGGGCAGACCCUGCAGAUGAGGAAACCGAAAGCUACAGCUACAGUUCACGUUCGCGGGCGCCCGUGGUGUUGCCGUCAGCAUCGCGUGCAGCCCGCGGUGGCAUGGCUGUAGACGAAGAGAGCAUACCAAGACGACCACCAUACAUUGCACACGUCUCCAACCUACCUUAUGAUGUAGAGGAGAGUGCUAUAGCUGACUUGUUCGAAGGCCUUAAGAUCACUAAUCUGAGACUACCUAGAGAGGGUGGUCGGCUAAAAGGCUAUGGCUAUGUGGAUUUUGAAGACAGAGAGAGUCUUGUUAGCGCAAUGAAUAUUGAAGAUCUGACAGUUGGUGGAAGAAGAAUAAGAAUAGAAGUUUCCAACAAUGACAAUGAUCGUCGGAUGGGAAGAAGUGGAAGAUCUGACCGCGACAGGGACUACGACCCGGAACGCACAAUGGGAGACUGGCGGUCGGGGCCGCGAGCUCAGCCCGAGCCCCAGGCCCGCGCACGCCCCAUGGAGCGCGACAGGGAGAGAGACCGCGAAAGAGACUCAAGUGUCGACAACAAGCCGGGCGGUUGGCGUGAUGGCGAGAGACAGGCACCCGCUGAACCUGCAAGGACUUUGUACGGCGGUCGGGAUUCUUACGGCCGCGAUCGUUAUGGCGAGGGUGGUCGCGAUCGCGCGGGCGGCGGCGGUUUCGGUGCUCGGGAGGGAGGCUUCCGAUCCGAUAGAGAAGGAUACGGAAGUCGUGAAAGCAGAGGAUUCGGUGGAAGAGGAUUUGGCGACCGCGAUCGGGAUGCACUUCCUAGAGAAGAAAGCAAACCCCGUGAGCGUCCAAAGUUGAACCUGCUGCCGCGGACAGUACCGAUAGAGUCUGAGGUGCCCACCAAGCCGGCGGACGGCGCGCUGGACGACAAACCGGACAAACCCAAGUCCGUGCCAGCAGAGAAGGUGUUUGGAGCUGCCAAGCCUGUGGAUACUGCUGCUAAAGAGCGUGAGAUUGAAGAACGUCUUCGUAAACAAGAGGAGGAAGCAAGACGUGCUACUGAAGAAAAGGAACGUUGGGGAAGAAGGAAUGACCAUUCCGGUGACCGGCGAGGCGGCGGCAGACGAGAGGACCGCGGAAGAGACUCGCGCAGCUACAACAGGGAUAGACGCGACUAUUCUAAAGACGACAGAGAGCGUCGCGACUACUCCAAGGACGAUAGAGAGAGACGCGAUUAUUCCAAGGAAGGCCGAGACAGGCGCGACUACUCCAAGGACAACAAGGAGCGCCGGGACUCAAGGGAGAGGCGCGACUACUCGAAAGAGGACCGUGACCGUUACGACAGGGACCGGGAAAGAGACACACGUGAUCACAGGGAUGACAACCGGGACUACAACGACCGCGAUCGGCGCGACUACAGCCGCGACAGAGACAAGCGAGACUACUCUGGAGAGCGGGACGACCGUCCCAGGAACGAUAGAGGCAGGGAGAGUUCGCCAGAAGCUCGCAAGGACAGAGACAACGAGGACCGCGAGCGCGAACAGAAUGGCCGCGACAGACAGAGCCGCUCACGCGACAGGCACGAGGACAAAGAGGAAAAACCAUUGCCCAAGCUGAAGGAACAGGAGAAACCGAACUUUGUGGCUUCAAAUAAAUUUAGCUACCUUGAGGAGGCGGAGGACGUCGCAUUGGAAUAACACACGGCGUUGUUCCGCGCCGGCGCGCGAUCCGCUGUGAUUCAGUGUAAAGUGUAAAUUAACGAGUAUCGCGCUAUAUAGUGUCACGGAACUUGCACACGGACAAGCCGACACUGUGCUAUAGGACCCGGUUUAUUAAUUUUAGUGCGGUGUGAUAACGUGUAUAUUGUCGGGUGUAUAUGUUGCCACCGCCUCGAGCCCGCCCCAGUCUUUACGCUGGCUUCUCGCAGAGUGAACUUUGUUACAGUUUGAUGCAAAUAGCCUCAUAGAUUACAACUCAUUUGAAUUUGAUAAAAUAUAUGUGAAUAAUGACAAGAUUUUAAAUAUUAUCGACAAACAAGACUGUAAAAUAUAAUUAUAGCUUUUGGUCUCAAUGAUGUGAUGAAAUAAGCAAUAGAAAGUUUACUCGGAAAGUUGUGUAAAGGCUGGGGCUCUGUUUGUGGACUUGAACGGUGUAAAUUUUUCUAUGGGUUUGUUAAUGUCCUGUGAACGGCUAACAGAAUAUGUGGUCGUUAUAUAAAUGCUGAUAAUUCCUAUGAAUGUUCUCAUACAGGUUUUUGGUAAUGGUGCUGUGUCCUUCCGUCUGUUGUAUGUACCGCUCACAACCUUAAGGUACGAAUAGACUAGGACAGAAUUUGCGAUAUUAAUGUCUGUACUAUUUACUAUUGUACAGAAACAGGAGACACUUGUGUUCAUACAAAUACACUCCAAUGUGUACGAUGUUAGUGUCUUAGUCUGAUUCUACCAUUACUUGUGCUAUUUGUAGACUGCCUCAUUGGACUUGAUACAGCUAAAUUACAAUGCCAUUAUGCAACAAUAGGAAAACCAUUUUUUUUUUAUUUUAGUAUAUGUCUAUUAUAAAGUAUUUAGUCGAUUUAGAUUAUUAUUUAGAAUUUUAAUUGUAUUAUUUAUGUUUAUAUUCAAAAAUUGUUAAACACCAUCUGUUUAUGAAAUUUAUUUUCUAUGAUUGUAAUAAUACUGAGCGGAAAUAGAGGCACCUAAGCGUUACAGGUAGAGGCCUGGUCACAAUAAUUUUUUUGAUUUAAUAAUGUCAAUCAUGACAUUUUUUUUUCUUUGUAUUAUCUCAAA
Messenger RNA from Papilio xuthus (Asian swallowtail), 2908 nucleotides. It is a transcript of the gene eIF4B, whose product is annotated as eukaryotic translation initiation factor 4B. NCBI's taxonomy places the organism in Eukaryota, Metazoa, Arthropoda, Insecta, Lepidoptera, Papilionidae. Bases 56 to 1819 code for a protein of 587 amino acids. The record is from RefSeq and is a predicted model, not a curated record. The transcript has 14 exons. Gene Ontology annotation, molecular function: RNA binding.